Messenger RNA from Xiphias gladius (swordfish), 10755 nucleotides. It is a transcript of the gene mgaa, whose product is annotated as MAX dimerization protein MGA a. Gene Ontology annotation, molecular function: DNA-binding transcription factor activity, RNA polymerase II-specific; protein dimerization activity; RNA polymerase II cis-regulatory region sequence-specific DNA binding. The record is from RefSeq and is a predicted model, not a curated record. Gene Ontology annotation, biological process: cell fate specification; regulation of transcription by RNA polymerase II; positive regulation of DNA-templated transcription. The transcript has 26 exons. Gene Ontology annotation, cellular component: nucleus. Bases 1180 to 10317 code for a protein of 3045 amino acids. Lineage: Eukaryota; Metazoa; Chordata; Actinopteri; Istiophoriformes; Xiphiidae.
UAAAGUACAAGCACCUUGAAUUUGUACUUGAGUAAAUGUCAGAGCCUGUCUGGAGGAAAUACCGUCCAUUCUGCUACGGCUCAGUUACUGCUUUAAAAAGCUAAAAGCAGCAGCUCCGGCAUGUUCCUCCUCCACCGCUGCAGAAAACCACGUGAAAACGGAUCACUUUGUGCGUCUGUAUCGGUGAAUCUCUGUCCGUGAGCUGCGACACCGACGUCUCGGUCCGCGGGCUUCUAGCUCGAUAGAAGCGUCAUGGAGUCUGAGUUGAGAGCAAACAUGGCGGCUGAAAUACGAGGUCCAGUCUGAAGAAUCUAAAUGGGACAAACGCACAUUUAAACCGACCACGAACCUUUUAUGAAACGCGAACAGCGAUUGCGAUGAAAAACGACAAGGGAAACUAAAGCUGUAACGAAGCGACACGGUUUAACGUCCAUUACCGAAGUUAACCGUUUCAUCGCCACGGUGGGUUCUCAUAUACAAGUAAACCGCGCCGAUCGGUGGUUACACGCUUCCGUUAACCGAGCCGGUAUCUGGCCGGUUUCCAUGUUAUGUCUGGACACAUUCCCACCAGCAUCACGGCGCAGAGUCCAUUUCUCUCCGGUAGGAUUCAGUAGUGACCCAGUUUGACUUCGACGAAACUACAGAAAACUUGCUGUCGUUGAAAACCCCAGCAGCCCGCGGUCUGUCUGUCUAAGCUAAUCCCAGUCAUGGCGGCUGUCCUCAGCAUCCCGGCGGUUUAAACACAGUCCAGUAACGGUCCAACAGGUAGAGCUGGACCUACGGAGGACACCAUCCAGCCGUCCCGCAGCUUUCCCUCCGCCGAGCACGGACGGCCGAUUUCCCCGGUGUCGGCGCUCACAGGGGCCGGCACGACUUUUGAAACAGGUGGCGGCAGCAAGAUGGCGUCCGAGGCUGCGCAGUACCGGAGAAGACGAGGACGGACGAUGACGUGACAGUGAAGGACACCGCGUGCUGUUUUUUCCCUCCUCAGUUAGAAAAGAUCCACGAUGUCGGAGAUGAGGCUUGUACGACGGAAAAACAGACGUUAACGCUCGGAUUAAUGUUACACCGUCGAAAUGCUCGAUGUGUUCGAGCACUCAGAAGGAUGCUGUCUUGAACCAUCAUACAGAUGUAUAAAAGGUGGGAUCCUAGGGUCCUUUAGAUGUCUGGGACCUGUUCAUGGCUUCUAAGAAGAAGCAGAAAGUCAUGGUGUUCCAUCACGAAGGCCCAACCACCCCUGCAGCAGCACCUGCAGCUGACCAUCCACCUGCAUGCUUUGCUGUUCUUAAACCAGGGAACGCAAGCGAAGGCGGGAUGGAACAAAGCACCCGUGUAACCAGUGAAGAGGUAGAGGUAGUAAAAGCCAGCAUGUACCCAUGCAAGGAAGCCACUGGGACUUCGGGUGAACUUCCUGCUGUGAAACAUCCCACCAGUUCAAACCCUCAUUCAGACAACCUGUCACCUGAUAGCGUCUGCAAAGGCAUAAGAGUGACGCUGGACAACAACAGCAUGUGGAACGAGUUCUUCAGAUGCAAAACAGAGAUGAUUCUGACUAAACAAGGCAGCAGGAUGUUCCCCUACUGCCGCUUUCGCAUCUCCGGCUUGCAGCCCUCUAGGAAGUACUCUUUGAUCAUGGACAUUCAACCUUUAGACAACAGUCGUUACAAGUGGACCGGCAACAGCUGGCAAGUUGCUGGGAAAGCAGAGUGUCAUGUAAAGAGUCAACCAUUUGCUCAUCCAGAGUCCCCAUCAACAGGUCAACACUGGAUGCAGAAUCCAGUGUCCUUUUACAAACUGAAGCUCACAAACAACAUCUCAGACCAAGAGGGGAACGCCAUCCUGCAUCCGAUGCACCGCUACUUUCCACAACUGCACAUAGUCCAAACUGACAAAGCUGCUAAAGACAUAAAGCUAAAUGGUCCCUGUGUUGUCACAUUCACUUUCCCCCAGACUGAGUUUAUGGCAGUUACUGCUUACCAGAACUCACGGUUUGCUCAGCUCAAAGUCAACUACAACCCUUUUGCUAAAGGACUGAAGGAGGAUGGGUCGAGUUCGUGGGGCCUAAAGCUGAAAUUGAACUCUGGCAAAGACUCGCACAAAGACGGAGACUCGACAACCAACGAGCAACAUCCUGUGAAGAAGAGCUUGAAGUCUUUGCUUGCAAACCAUAAACCUAGAAGCUCAAAAGCAGCGGACUCAAAACCUUCGGCAUCAGGUGACCUCCAGAAAAAUUCCACUACAAACAAAGAUCAGUCAACUGCCAAUGUUACCAGGGAAAGUUUGUGCAGUAGUUCACGUCCAGCUCAGAAGUUAUUUUCUGAACUUAUUCGGGAGGCUCACGUUUCACUGCAACGUUGUAACCUGGAGCAGCUGGGCAUCAAUAACAGCACCUCUCACAGAAAUGAGCUAACAAACACUAAAACCACAGCUGUGAAAAGCAACAGAGAAGAUGUUCCCAAGAAAGACAGUAUAUCUGUCGAAACAAACAGUGAAACAUCACCUGCAAAGAAAGGCGAAAAUGUUUUAGCAAAGAGGAACAUUAAGGAGGACAAGCACCUUUUGAAUUCACUGAACUGCAAGGACAAUGUUAGGACAGAUUAUUCUGAGGUCAGUAAUGUUGCUGCUGCUCCACUGGUGUCCCAGAACUCUUCUGUAGACCAGCAACCUAAACCCGAGGCUCCAUCAGAGGUGAAUGUAAAGCAGCAUAAACGGCCGGCGCCUCUACCUCUGCCAGCCCUCGCUCUUUUUUUGAAGCAGCAUUCGACAAAAUCUAAAAAGGCCAAGAGCAAGCCACAUUCUCCUCCCCCAGCACUCCCUUCUGAAUCUCUGUCUGGAUCACAGAGUCCUGCUUCAGCAUCUGCAUGUCUGCCUUCUGAUCAUGCCAGCAAUGCAACCGGUCCCUCAAAGGAUCUCACUGGUGAUGUCACAAAAUCGGACGACCAGGCCUCCGGACACACUGGUGCAGAUGUUUGUACAGGUGAAAUGGUUUUGAAUGUCAUUGGACAAGCAGUUGAAACAGCACUUCGGCCUUCCAGUCCAUCAUGUCCAGAUGCUGUUUCCGCUGCAGAGCGAAAGGGACCAAGAACUGACGAUUGCUUGGCUUCCAUUUCAGUUGCUGAAAGCCCAUGCUCAGACCCAGCAGUACCAGACGGUACUCUAGUAUUACCCUACUCAGAUGAGCCAUUUUGUACCUUUGGGACAUCUACAUCUACCAUUUCCUCAACUCUUGCUACCUCUUCUGCAUCUCCCAUUUUGUCACCACCCCUUGACACAGUGUUACCUGCCCAGAACUCACCACAAACACCAACCAUCACAAAGUCUUCCACACUACCUUCAGACUCACCCUCCAUAAAGUCUGAUUCUUUGCUUCCUGACCCAGAGUGUUCUUCUUUUGGAUUUGAGCCUUUGUCACCUACGAGCUCAUCAGAACCUUUGCCUACUCUGCCCGUCUCAUUAGCUUUAGAACUCGACUCGGCUACUUCUGAACCAACUCUGAAAGCAGUACCUCCUGAAGAGUUACAGCCAAUUGAAGACUCUACCGAAUCUGUGUUUAAAUGGCAUACAGUGUUACCUCCACCUGACUCGUACAUAGAUGCUUCAUUCACAACAUUUCAGCCCACAUCAGAGACGCUUCCUUUAACGUCGAUCACAUCAUCUUUGUUGCCUUCCCCGACUCCCUCCCACCCUGAAACACAGACUCUUGACACCUCCAAAUGCACGCCUCCCCCUGAUCCUGCUCCAUCAUUUCAAGAGAACGAACAGUCACUGCCCUUCCCAGCAGAACUGUCCCCCCUCGCGCUCCAGUUGCCGCUGUCUCCAACCUUUUCUUCAUUAGAUGGAGACGGAUUAUCACCCACGCCUUCAAUCACAGACCUCGUGCACUUUUUCUCCACCGAUGAUGACCUUGGAAUGGGUGUCGAGUUUUCAAACACUGAGGCAGUGGCUGUUACCUGCCCACCUCCUACUACAAUAGAGGCGAAUGCGCAUGAGCCUUUUCAGCAAGUGCAACCAAUCCCAGCCAACAAACCCAGCAAGUACAAGAAGAAGUCCAGGCGGCGAAAGCUUUCCAAGAUGGAUAUGCCUCAGAAGAUUGAUGACUCCACCUACACUAGCAUGCAGCCUAACCUGGAGGAAGUGGAGGAGCAGUUAUUUAUCUCGUUCACGUCAAAGGAGGCCCUCAAACUUCACAUCGCAGACUCCUCUGAAGGAACUGUCACACCACCUCAGACAACACCUGAAGGUCACCUGCUACCACCUGCUGACACACCUGAGAACGCAGAGGGUCUGGAGCAGAGGAUAUCUGCCUGUGAGAAGAUUCUCCUGAGAGACCUGAAGCUGAUGAAACACAAACAGGUCAUUCACCCUGUGCUGCAGGAAGUGGGUCUGAAGAUGAACCUGCUGGAUCCGACUCUGGCCAUAGACCUGCAGUACCUGGGGGUCCGUCUGCCCAUCCCCCCUCCUGGAGUCUCUCUGGAGCCACUGACCCAGGAGCUGCCUCCGUCUCAGGGUGUUUGUACAGCAUUUGUGUCCAGAACAGGAAAAACCACAGAUGUGACUCAGAUUAAAGGUUGGAGAGAGAAAUUCACUCCAUCAGAGGCUCCAUCCACUCCUUCAUCAGCCAAACCUGAAGCUGGUCCCAGUUCAGAUCUGCCUAAGAAGAACCUGUCGGCGUUCUGCAGCGACAUGUUGGACGAGUAUCUGGAGAACGAAGGGAAGCUGAUCGACGAGCGAGCCGCCAGCUUCUCUCAGUCUCUGGUGGAGCCAGUGGUUUACGAGCUCCCCACGAGGAGCACCAGCUAUGUCCGGACCCUAGACAGCGUCCUGAAGAAACAUACCAUCAGCUCCCCCACCUCAGACCUCAUAUCUGGAUUUGUCCCCCCCUCCAAAAGACCCAAACUCUCCCUCAAAGAAACGAAAACCUCCAGGAAAGGAGAAAGGAAACAGAAAGGUCCUAAACAGACCAAACUCAGACCAGAACCUGCAGCUGCUCCAGCUUCAACAGCUGAACCAAGUACAGCUGAACCAAACCUGCUCCCUAAACAGCCUGCAGUCCUGACCCCAGCACUGCCUCCCCCAGCAGAGCACACAGCAACUGUCACUGAACCUCCCAAGUCCAAGAAAAACCAGCUGAAGGUCCGAUUCAACCAGACAGAACCAUUAACUCUGUCCCCUCAGACCCCUGCCUUCAAAAAGAGGAAGAAACUGAAACCCAAGACCUUGUCCCUGACUCUCAGCCCCCACAGGUCCACGGCCACCUCGCUGGACGUCUCAGAGGACCUGGCUCCUCUUGAGUCGGACUCUGAGCUGGGGACCAGUGCUGAUCAAGGUGAUGAAGCCCACAAGGACAGCAGGCCUGUGAUGACCCGAGCUCUGUUGAGACAGAAAGACCUGGAAGAGGGAGUGUUGUGGGAGGGCCGGCCCAGGACCAGCAUCACCGAGGAGAGGGCCGCCAUCGCCCUGACCUCCCUUUUCACACUAAUGGGUUUUGUCAGUGAGAACCCCACCGCUCCCAUCCAGCUGAUCCGGAGACGAGCCCCCCCCUGUCUGAAUGAGUUCUGCAGGCUGGGCUGCGUCUGCUCCAGUCUGUCCCACUGCUCCAGGAUCAACCACUGCGGCCGGCCUCACUGCAUGUUCGGCUGCAGCUGCCUCAAACAGAAGGUGGUCCUCCUCAAGAACCUGGACGGCUCCGACUCCAGCCCCUCCCACCACGGAAACACCAAGAAGAGGAGGAGGAGGAGGAUGAAGAUGGCUUACAUUCUGAAGGAGGCGGACAGUGUUUCCCAGCCUGCCGAGCGGGUCCGGAUUCUGUGGAAGAGGGACGGUGGAGACUCAGAUCCAGAUCCGAUCCAUGUCCCUGAACCAUCCUCCCUGCCCCACUCCACUGAGAGCAGAGAGAAUAACAGCAGCUGUGCCAGGGUCAGAGGUUACAGAAGAAAGAAGAAGAGCCAGAAACAAAAGGAGGUGAAUAAAGAAGUGAAGUCUAAAGCUGUCCGGAUGAAAUCUUUGAAACAGAGAGACCUGACACUGAAGGAAGCAAAGACUCAAUCCUCCAGCUCUUCUCCAGCAGAUGAACCAGCUCAGCCAGCUCCCUCCGACCAGCCUCCGAGUCCUCCCUCAGAGCCAAACCCAAAGCCAUCGAAGCGUCUGAUCAUCUUGGCGGAGUGUAAGUGGGCGAGCGACGCCGACCGAAACCACGUGUUGAAGAAGCUGUGUGAGGCAAUGGCUCAGGACCGACUGGACGAUCCUUUCUGGAUCAGAAAGUAUCUCAUCAGUCCCAUCAGUCAGACUGUGGAGGAGAGCGGCAGUGACCGCUGCAUCCAGUACAAAAUCCACAUCUCUAGACCCAGAGUGGAGCGGGAAAAAGCGGCAGCACCACCGAAACCACAACAACAAGGAAACAAAAGAAAGGAAAACCCACAACAACAGGACCACCUGAGACAGGUGAACGGGGAGGCGGAGCCUCUGAAAGACUGCCCAAGAGAGGAGAUGGAGGAGGAGGAGGAGGAGGAGCCUCUGGAGGAUUGGCACCAGGAGGUGAUGGAGGUGGAGGAGCCUCUGGAGGACUGGCAGCGGGAGGUGGAGGAAGGUGACAUUCAGGAGGAGGAGGUCUCAACAUUUCACCAGGUGGAUGAUGGGAGGGAGAGGAGUGGAGGGAAAAUGAAAAUAAAAGCAAAGAAGAAGAUGGUCAGCAUGGCUCUGCCUUUCCUGACAGGAAUCUCCCCCGCUGGAUUCCUCUCUGCCACUAGGAAACAGCCGGGAGGGACAGACCACCUGGUCCAGGUGAACGGGAAGCUCUAUCCUCUGGCUAAGAUCCAGUUGGGGAAGAUGGGGGCCCUACAUCCGGCCAACCGUCUGGCAGCCUAUCUGACCGGCCGGGUGGGGUGCAACAGGAAGCAACAAGGUUCUUCCUCAUCCUCCUCACCCUCUUCUAAACCUCCUCAGACCCAGAGUUCAGGACCAACCGCCCAGACCAUCUUCUCACCUUCCUCUAACCUACCUACCACUACAGCCACCACUAUCCUACCCAGACCCCGGCCGUCAGUCACGGCUCUUACCCUUCCAGCCUCCCCCACAGUGCUUCAGCCUGGUGCAGUCAUGACCGACCAAUCAGCCGCUGCUUCCUGCGACCUGCCUGCAGGUGAAGCACCUGGGGGGGUGACGACCCAAGUUGUCGCGUCGAGGGUGUACCCAAGUCCUGCAGUGGGGGGCAGUAAGGUCAGAGCGGCACCAGCUGCUUCUUGUAGCUCCACCCCCUCAACAGCCUCUCAGAUGAGCAGCUCUGUGGUUCGACCCGUGAAUCCAUGUCCAGGCUCGGCGGCGGUCCCAGGCCCUCAUGUGAAGGUUCCUGUAUGGGGUCUGGCUCCCCAACCCCCGCCUUCCCCCUCCAACGGUCAGAGGAUGGUCCUGCAGCCGGUCCAGACAGUGUCAGGUGUCCAGUAUUACCGUAUACCAGAUGGUAAGCUGGUCCAACUAGUUCCCAUCAGCAAGCUAAGACCAGUCAACCCAAACCUGCCUGUUCAGAGAGGCCCUCCUCCCCCCUCAGUCCUUCCCUCCGCAUCACUUCAGACUCCAGCCGUCAGUGUUAAUCAGACACCGCCACAGACCUCAGUAACCACCUCCGCAGUAACUACACCCUCCUCCUCCUCCUCAUCCUCCUCCCCUCUGUCCAGCCUCAAGUCCCUUUCUGUGCCCCCCCUCCCUGCCCCCCUCUACCCUAGCUCUGGUUUCCUGUCUCAGAAGGGGACGUGCACCUUUAAAAUCCUUCCCGCCAACUCCAACAAGGAACCGAUCAUCAUCACCUGUCCUAAGCUUCCCUCCCUGCCCCCUGCCAAGGUGGUGACAUCUCCAAACUCCUUCAACCUUCUCCAGCCUCACCCCCAGCCGCCCACCGCCCCGGUGAACCUCAUCUCCCUCAAACCCUCCACAGGUCAGGGGGCCGAGCUUGGGGUCAAAACGGUGUCGGUGUCUGCGGUCCCAGUGGCUCCUGGUGGGGUGUUGGUCCCUCAGAAACCUGCUUCAUCUCAGACCUCCGCCACCUCCCAGACCCCCGUAGAGAAGACUCCCAGACCACCACCCCCAAUUCCUCCUUCAGGGUCAGAGGUCACACCUGUACCCCCACCGUACCCCCCUGCUGAGCCUGAGCUGGCCUGUGACCUGGUGGACCUGGACAUCAUCUGUGUGGAUGAUGAGACAGGGCUCGUUACCACGGAGAUGCAGUCAACGGAGGUGGUGGACCUGGCGGUGUCGUCAAGCGGUGACACGGAAAACUCGUCAGACUUCGCUGACGAGUCGUACAGCGAAGAAGAGAAGGAGACGAUCGUACCGAACCAUCGACACAUUCAUAACAUGUUGGAGAAGAAGCGUCGAGUGAGGAUGCUGCAGCUGUUCGAUGGUCUGAGGAGGGAGGUGGGACUGAGUGAUGAGAAGACUUCAAAGAUCUCCACACUGAAGAAGGCGGUGCAGAUGAUCCAGGAGCUGAGGGCGACUGAAACAGAUCUGAAGAAGAACAAGAGGAGGCUGAUGAAGAGGAGGGAUGAGUACCUCUCCACCAUCGCUCCAACAACAGAUAAGAGCAGACAUGUGAUCAGCAUAGAGUCCGUCACUGAGCAGAGAGGAGGCACAGGGAGCAAAACCAGAGCAGAUCUGAAGGAGGUGGAUCAGUUCAACCAGACGGACGACUCGUCUGACGGGGACAGAGUCGACGAGAAAGAGAGCGACAUCACUAUCGCUUGUCAGCAGAUCCAGACUCUGCAGACUGAGAUGGAGAGACUGAAGGGUCUGAAGAGCCUUCUGAACCAGCAGAGACACGCCUACAUCAGAGAGAUCUCCCAAAGAUCAGGUGAAAGUGAGCAGAGAGUCCUGAGGAAGCUGCAGCACCUGUCGUCCAAACAGAAGAAGAUGGAGAAGCAGGAGAGACACCGAGCAGCCAAUCAGCUGCCAGCUGCAGGUGGGGGCGGAGCCUCUGAUACUCCAACAGGAGACGCAGCUGAUGACGACAUCACAAUCACAUCAGCCAACCUGCAGCGGCAGCAGACUCCGCAAACCCCCCCCACUCCUGUGUCUGCCCCGCCCGCCGCCACCACACCUCACCAAACACCUGUCCAGCAGUCUCAGAGGGUCCUGCAGGUGUCGAAGCCUGUCUCGGCUCCUCCUGCGGUAUCCCACAAUGCACCUGUGGUGAGGGACCGGCCAAGGACCAUCCCGAACAUCCUGUCUCGCAGUAAAAACCCAGCUCCACCGCCGUCUCUGCUCACCAAGACUGUGGAGGGUGAAGCUCCAUCCAUUCAGGCCCUGGUGCCGGCUGAAGUUCUGUCUCUGGUUGGUGCAGCGUUGCCGGGACAACCGGUCCUGACCCUGAGCCCGCUGAUGGCGGGACCGGCGGUUCUGCAGACGACUCCUACGCCAGGCGUGGCCUCAGUCACCCUCAACAUCCCCACUCUGACCAAUCAGCAGAUCCAUCUCACCUCACUGCCCCGCCCCCCAACCGCUGCAAACUUCAACAACCUGCUGCACCUGGUUCAACCAGCAACUACACAACAACAAUCACAAAUGCAUCAACAGCUUCCCCAGCAGCAGCAGCAGCAGCAGCAGGUCCUAGCAGAUCAGACCCCCCUUCCUCCCCCCCUGGUGGUCUCUGCCAGAUCUGAACUCUCCUCAGACCAGAUCAGAGACCAGGACCAGGCUCCAUCCCAGGACGACACCAAAGCUGAGUCCUCUUCAUCGUCGUCUCCACCCUCCACCCAUGGUCCGUCAUUCACUCUGUGCCGGGGUCCGAGUGCUGAUCAUCAGGUUGAGGUCAGAGUCCCGGGGCCUCCGGGUCCAGAGCAGCCGCCAGAGACCAGAGGGGACGGUGAGACCGAGACUCUGACGUCCCUCCUCAACGAGAUCGUCUUCCUCAACCAGCAGAAUGUGUCUGUGGCCGUGACAGCGGAGGUCUCGUCCGAGGCGGACGCUGCGGUGGGUGGAGGCAAGCGGCGGGUCCAAGCCCACACCCCCUGGCUCCUGCACCUGGACUCGGACUCUGACGACACCGUCGCUGCGGAGAUGGAAGAGGCGGAGCGACAGGGACACACGGAGACCACGCAGGCCGAAGCUCAGACAGGACCAGCCAACGGGAACACUAAAGGUGGUGUCCUGGCUCCGCCCCCUCUGCUGCAGAUGAAGGUGGGCGGGGCUAAGGUGGCGGACGCCGCCAGCAGUGACGAAUCGGCAGCGGCAGGGGGAAGCGGGGGAGGGGGGAAGACGGAAGGAGGCGUGGCCUGGAGGCCGAUGCCGAGGCUGGUUCCUCUGGGGCUGAGAGGAAACCCGCCCAGCUGACAUCACACCGCCUGACUGAUGAUGUCGCGGCAGGUUCAGGAUCUCAUUGGUCGCCAGUUUUGUAUUUCUGCGCCAGCGCCUCGCUGUUUCCGCGACGACCAUUCGACCGUUUCCUUGAUGUUUACAGAUGAUCUGUGAUUAUGUUCAGUUAGUUCAACUUUAUUUAUUUUUUCCACGUUUUUCUGAACUUAAACUCUUCAGCUCCGUCGAGCAACGUGCAACCGGAGCAACUUCCACGGCAACGGUGCGAGUUGCUCUUUAGGGUCACAGGAAGAUUGUCGCCAGAAGAAAUUUGAGUUUCAUUGUUCACAUGAAAAGAUGCAUAUAAUGUAGUGCCUGUCUGAUAUCUAAAGGUGUGUGUGAGAGUGUGAGUGUGAGAGUGUGAGUGUGUGUGAGAGUGUGAGUGUGUGUGAGAGUGUGAGUGUGUGUGAGAGUGUG